Messenger RNA from Caenorhabditis remanei, 1200 nucleotides. RefSeq lists its product as uncharacterized. The transcript is spliced from 6 exons. The record is from RefSeq and is a predicted model, not a curated record. NCBI's taxonomy places the organism in Eukaryota, Metazoa, Nematoda, Chromadorea, Rhabditida, Rhabditidae. The coding region runs from base 1 to 1200 and encodes 399 amino acids.
AUGAAGUCUUCGAUUGGAAUCGCACUUCUGCUCCUCUUUGCUUCUACGCAAUCCGUGUCUAACGCUCAAGAAUACUACCCCAAUGAGCAAGAAAAUUGCGAUCACCUCAACGAUAUCAACGAUGCAAGACUCCAAUCCGCGAAAAAAACGGCAGUAGCAAACAUGCAUGCUUUGAGUUGGAAUCGCACUCUAGAGAGUAAAGUUAUAAAGAUGAAUUGCGACGAGUUGAAGAUUCCCGGCCCCGACUAUGCCGCUGUGGGCUUUGCCGCUAUCGAUGAGAAUAAUCCAUCUAACUCGCUAACGUUCCAUCCGCUUCAAACCCAGAUGGGAUGCGGAAACACAAAGUGCAAUGACAAAAUGGUAUGUCUUCUGGGACCCAGAAUCACCGCAUCUAAGGAAUCAGAUUACAAGCGUGGAGAACCUGGAACUCAAUGCUCUAGUGGAAGUGGAGCCAGUGGAUUGUGUGGAGAUGGUGGUGUUUGUAAUGGAAAAAUUGUUUCAUCUGUAUUCAUGUCAUUGGCUUUCUUGUCUCUUGCUCUUACGAUUAUCAUGUCGAAGACGAUAUCAAACAUACCAUCAAUGAACGCUUCGAUCGGAAUUGCAUUUCUUCUUCUCGUCGCUACUGCGGAGUCCCUCUCUGACGCCGAUCGAUACAACAUCGAAGGGCUGACAAAGCAAGAGCAUGUCAACGUGGUCAACAAGGCCAGACUUGAAGCGGCGAAAGAACAUAAUAUUGCAAACAUGCACGAGGUCACUUGGGACACUGCUCUGGAGAGUAAAAUUGAUAAAAUUGAUACUUGCGAUUAUUCUCCCGGCCCUGACUAUGCCGUUUUUGUAUACCCUUACCACUCGUUAAUGAGUAUGCUCAAAGGUCAAACAAAUGGAGGAGAUCCUAUGAGAGAGCCACACUUCCAUCCGCUCCAAACCAAAAUUGCAUGCAGAACGGUAACGUGCACGAAGGCUGGGAGCCAAAUGAAUGGCAUAUGUCUUGUGGGACCCGAAAACUCCCCAGCUAAAGAGUCGGAUAUCAAGCAUGGAGCACCUGGAAGUGAAUGCACAGGUGGAAACGUAAAAAAUUGGUUGUGUGUCAGUGGUGCUGGUAUCAAGUCAACAGAAUUAAAGGAUGGCGAGGAAGCUGCUUCAUCUGCAUCCAUGCCAAUGACUCUCUUUUCUCUUGCUCUUGGCCUUAUCAUGGCAUAG